AUGGAGGAGUUGGGUCUUCCGAAGGCUGCAGGCCCCUCGGCGGGUGCUGGGCCGGUUGCUGGGGUUUCUGUUGCCAAGGUGGCAGGGGUUGAGGGAGACGAGGCGGCAGCAGUCAGCUCCAAACUUUUCCGGUGUGCGUGCAUGAGGCGUUUGCUGCCGUUGGCCUACAGAGAGGAACUCUACCAUGUCUUACAACUCACAGGCCCAUUGCUGGUGUCUCGGAUCCUGAACUUCCUCCUGCCGUUUGUUAUCACCAUAUUCUGUGGUCACAUAGGGAAUGCUGAACUGGCUGGAUACGCAUUGGCCUCAGCGACCAUCAACGUGACCACGACUUCAACAGGCUUUGGCCUUGCAGUGACUUGCGACACACUCAUUUCUCAGACGUUUGGCGGUAAGAACAUGAAGCGUGUGGGAGUAAUUCUCCAGAGGAGUAUAUUGAUCCUGCUGCUGUUUUGCCUGCCCUGCUGGGCUCUUCUCAUCAACUCCCACAACUUAUUGCUCGCCAUGAAACAGGAGGAUGAGGUGGCGAGAAUUGCCCAGCUCUAUGUGAUGGCAUUUCUACCAGCUGUCCCAGCAAUGUUCCUCCACCAGUUACAAGUUUCCUACCUUCAGAAUCAGGGGAUCAUUCUGCCUCAGAUGUACACGGCAGCAGCAGCAAACAUUGUUAACGUGGGUGUCAACUACGUCUUAAUCUUCAGCCUCAAUCUGGGUGUGAUCGGAUCAGCAGCAGCUAGCAGCCUUUCUCAGAUCACCAUCUGCCUGCUGUUGUUUGGCUACAUCCGAUGGAAGAAGCUCCACCAGCAGACAUGGGGAGGCUGGUCCAGUGAGUGUCUGCAGGAGUGGGGCUCCUACAUGCACCUAGCUGUUCCCAGUACUUUAAUGAUCUACUUUGAAUGGUGGCUUUGGGAGGUUGGAGGUUUCCUUGCUGGUAUACUAGGUGAGGUGGAUCUUGCUGCCCAGCAUGUGCUGCUUGAAGCAGGAGCCAUAACAUAUAUGUUCCCUCUAGGAGUCCAUGCAGCUGCCUGUGUGCGUGUUGGGAAUGCUCUGGGAGCAGGGGACACUGCCAGGGCCAUGGUCACCUGUAAAGUGGCCCUGGCUCUAUCAGGAGUGCUUGCUAUGUUCCAGGGCAUUGUGAUCGCUGCCUCCAAGUCUGUGCUUGGCUACAUCUUCACCUCAGAUGAAAACAUUGUGGCGAUUGUCUCGGAGAACCUCGGCCUCUACACAUUCAUACAGUUCUUCGAUGCUCUGGUGGUAAGUGAUAUGACAUACACAACAAUGCUGACUGUCAUGUUUCUUCUGUUCAAACAAUGUCUUUAUUUUCUUUAUUUUUCUUGUGUGUGUAUACAGUGUGUUUGCUCAGGGAUCCUUGUGGGGGCCGGGAAGCAGAAGAUCGCUGCCAUAUCCAACUUGGUGUCGUACUACUGCAUAGGUCUGCCAGUGGGAAUAGCUCUAAUGUUUGCUGCUAAACUCAGAAUAUUAGGCUUGUGGACGGGUCUCUUUAUAUGUGUCGUUCUUCAGACGGGUUUCUUCAUCACUCUCAUCUUCAAAUUAAACUGGCAGAAGGUCACACAAGAGGCCCAACUGCGAGCUGGCAAGAAAGUGCUGGUGACAUCAAAGCGUCCUGCUAGUAUGUUGGUGACUGAGGCACUGGUCCCUGACAUCUCUGAUGGUCCUAACACAGCCAAAUUGGAAGGUGAAGAGGCACCCAAAGCAGCUGGCUACAGCCCUGUCAACACCCAGGACCAGGAGCUGAAACCAAGCCACGAGGCUGAGGGAAGCAACAAAGAUGCAGGAGGGCCCGAGGGGGACGCUGACGUCAAACCUCAAGCCCCACUCUCUGUCUCCCAGCUCGUCAUGCGUCGCGGACUCACCCUGUUGGCCACAGUUCUCAUCUUGGCCGUAGGUGUUGCUAUCCACUUUGCCUUCCCCCCGCCGGAGCCCUCUGCUCACACCAGGACCAACGUCACUCUGGACUGGGCUAACAACUCCACUCCUACAUCGACAACUCCACUUGAACCCCUCUGAAUGCAGACACCUAGUGGCUGCACACAGUUAAUACAGUCGUGCCAAAAAUGACUGUUUCCCCAAUUUAUCAGUACAGAGAAAUGUUUUUUUUCCCCUCUUUCCCUCAGGGGGGUUGUAUUCUUGUGAAGCAGUGUUAAGGUUCACAGUGACACAUUUACCUACUGUAUGAACCUACAUUUUCAUAUCUUUCUACAAACAAAACAUGUGGUAAACGGCCCUGAUACGGCUAUGAGCUACUGCGCUGAAUUAACAAAGUAUUACUAUGGCUUCACUGGGCAUGGAAAGCACCUACUGUGGCUGCUCUUUGCCUAGAGAGAAGAAGAAAUAUAACAAAUGAGUUAGUGUGUGUUUUGAGUCAGCAGGCGUAAUGCACUACUGAGCAAAUCACACAGAUAGCUAUACAUCAGAUGAGUUCACUGUGCCUGUCCACUCUUGCAGUCAGACCUGUCAGGUGAAAAAGAGGCCCAUGUGAAGGAGCUCCAGAACAGCAAAAUGAACAGCCGAACAAGGGGGUUCCGGUCUCCAAAAUCCACAUUUGACCCCUAUUCAGUUUGAGCAUCAUCACUGCAGCCAAGAUGUGACGGAUAAGGUGUUCCUCUGGGACUAUGGGACACAUUACAAAUCCCUCACCAGGAGACCAGUUUGGCAUCUGAGCAGAUGGUUUUCUAGAGACAAAUGUUGAUUUCUGUCCCUUACUGAUUAACACCAUUUUUCACUGUGAUGCAUGACUAAUUU
Myripristis murdjan (pinecone soldierfish) is the source of this 2760-nucleotide messenger RNA. It is a transcript of the gene slc47a1, whose product is annotated as solute carrier family 47 member 1. Gene Ontology annotation, biological process: xenobiotic detoxification by transmembrane export across the plasma membrane. The coding region runs from base 1 to 2025 and encodes 674 amino acids. NCBI's taxonomy places the organism in Eukaryota, Metazoa, Chordata, Actinopteri, Holocentriformes, Holocentridae. The transcript has 17 exons. Gene Ontology annotation, molecular function: xenobiotic transmembrane transporter activity; antiporter activity. Gene Ontology annotation, cellular component: membrane. The record is from RefSeq and is a predicted model, not a curated record.